Messenger RNA from Galendromus occidentalis (western predatory mite), 1075 nucleotides. It is a transcript of the gene Dph5, whose product is annotated as diphthine methyl ester synthase. NCBI's taxonomy places the organism in Eukaryota, Metazoa, Arthropoda, Arachnida, Mesostigmata, Phytoseiidae. The transcript has 7 exons. The record is from RefSeq and is a predicted model, not a curated record. Gene Ontology annotation, molecular function: diphthine synthase activity. Gene Ontology annotation, biological process: protein histidyl modification to diphthamide. The coding region runs from base 200 to 1075 and encodes 291 amino acids.
ACUUCGGAAGCACGUGCUCUCUUGCCCCGCGCCGUCAUAGUUCAUUUCUCUCCGGUAGGAUCGUUCCAAGCGAGAGAAGAGAAGAACUUCGCUGAGACAGGGGGGUCAGCUGAUUCACGCGGGAUUAGAUUACUUGGAGGGGAGUGAAGCGCGAGCCUCGACGGACAUCUCCGAUUCUUGACUUCGAUCAACCCACAUCAUGUUAUACCUCAUCGGUCUAGGACUAGGGGAUUGUAAGGACAUCACGAUCAAAGGCCUCGAGGCCAUACAGAGAAGCGAGAAAGUUUACCUCGAAGCCUACACGUCGAUUUUGACGGUUGGUCAAGACGAACUGGAGAAAUUCUACGGAAAACCGCUGAUCCAGGCUGACAGAACUUUUGUCGAGCAAGAAUGUGAUACCAUGCUGAGCGAAGCCUUGACAGCCACGGUGAGUUUCCUGGUGGUCGGAGAUCCUCUUGGUGCCACAACUCAUUCCGAUUUGAUGAUCAGAGCCGCUCAAAUGGGCGUAAAGACACAGGUUAUACACAACGCGUCGAUAAUGAACGCCGUCGGCUGCUGUGGACUGCAGUUGUACUCCUUCGGAGAGACAGUGUCCAUAGUUUUGUGGCAGGAAAAUUGGCGACCGACGAGCUACUAUGACAAAAUAGCCUCGAACAGAAAAGUUGGAUUGCACACGCUAUGUCUCCUCGACAUUAAGAUGAAAGAGCAAUCUUGGGAGAAUCUCGCCCGUGGCAGAAAAGUUUUCGAGCCCCCGAGAUUCAUGAUGGUGCACGAAGCCGCUAAACAGCUCAUUGAAAUCCUAGAGAUCAAGGAGGAGGAAGCCACAUCGAGAGAAAGCCUCGCGUAUUCUCCAGAGAGCUUAGCCGUUGGCCUGGCUAGGAUCGGCACAGAAAACCAGAAAAUCGUCGCAGGAAGCUUGAAGCAACUGACCGAGACAAAGGAGAUACUGGGAGGACCUCUGCACUCAUUGAUCUUGCCGUCGACUUCGCUGCAUCCUCUCGAGUGGGAUAUGUUGAGCAUGUUUGCGCUGGAUCAGGAAUGGUUCCAGGAGAAUAAAAAAUACUACGUCAAGUGA